ACAACGUUCCUGCGGGGGCGCGCGCGUGCUCUCUAAUCCCCCGCCUUCCGGCUCCGGCGCCCGUCGCCGCUGCCGCCGCCGCGCCACCAGUGUCAGCCUCCCUCGGGAGACUCCAUUUGCUCUUGGUGCGGUCUGGCCGCCGUGCAGGCGGGCGGAGAGCGAUGCCCCCGGCCGGCGGACUGGCGGUCCCCGCGCCAAGCGACCGCUCGCUCGCUCGCUGGCUGCGGCGGUGACACCCUGGUCGCCGGCGUCCUCGGCGGAAUCCGGGCUCCCCCCGCGGGAGGAAAGACGUCCCGCGCUCUGGAGCUCGCCCGGCGGGGAGAGGCCCUCGCUAACACAGCUUCUCUCUGACCUCUUAAUUUCGGGAGGUUUCGGAGGCUCCGAGUCUCUAUACGGCCCCCACAGGAACUACUUCUGUUGGCCCAUCGAGGAUCAUCUUUCACCAGCAUUAUUGUAACAUCAUCUUCACGGAGCCUUCCACCCCAUAGUCUCCACGUUGGGUCCUAAUUUCCACCAGUGAAGUUUUUUGAUGCUUUCUUUAGCAAUGUGACAUCAUCUCUUGUCCACCUUCCUCCUUUGCAGUUGCCAAAUCGAUUAGGUGUAAGUGGCCUUAAAGUUCGGAGUUUUCUGCCUGUCCACUUUCACCUUGCAGGCACCGCUCUCUUCUGUCCAGCUCACCUUGCCUUGCUUGCCUAUGAUUUCCAUAAGCACUCGUUUGCGUAACAUGUAGCAGCCCUUGCCUGGAGAGACGGCAUUCCAUACAAUCCAUUGCUUGACAAAGACCACAUAGUCAGGGGGUGAGCUUUCCCAUUUUAUUUUCCUGUAUGUCAAGUUUGCAAGUCCUCUCUUGACUUAAACUAUUUAUUACCUAGCGCAUUUCCCAAAACAACUUCCCCGAGUCUUAGUGGCUUGAUCAAAGAACCUCACCUACAGUGAUGGCAAGAAUUGAGCGUGCAAUAGUACUGUUUUGCAGAUCUUGCUAGUAUAGUAUUGAUUCAAAUUCUAACCUCCAGUGAGAUUGCAAUUCAUGAAAAGACCUUAACUAAGUAAGGAGGAAGAAAGAUAGAAGAUAAGAUUAAUUGGAGAUAGGGCUUAUUGUAGGAACUUUGUAAGUUUUAAAAGAGCAAGUGAAAGGAUUCAUGUCGACUUUGUCUGGAAAUUGACCAUCACACUAUCCAUCUAGGUCCUAAGAGUGAGAGGAAGGAAGAAUCUUAAGACCUCUUUUUCUAUUCCCUUUGUGUUCAAAUCUCAGUUGUUAAUUAUCUUGUAAUUGCCUAAAAUAUUAUACACUUAAAAUGUUGGGGAAACGUAAGCGUGUGGUGUUGACAAUUAAGGAGAAGCUUGACAUUAUUAAGAAACUCGAGGAAGGCAUCUCUUUCAAAAAACUUUCAGUGGUGUAUGGAAUUGGUGAAUCCACCGUUCGUGAUAUUAAAAAGAACAAAGAAAGGAUUAUAAACUAUGCAAACAGUUCAGAUCCUACUAGUGGGGUUUCCAAACGUAAAUCUAUGAAGUCAUCAACAUAUGAGGAACUCGAUAGAGUGAUGAUAGAGUGGUUUAACCAACAGAAAACAAAUGGGAUUCCAGUGUCUGGAACGAUUUGUGCAAAACAAGCCAAGUUCUUUUUUGAUGCUUUGGGGAUGGAAGGCGAUUUUAACGCAUCCUCUGGCUGGCUAACUCGGUUUAAGCGGCGCCAUGGUAUUCCAAAGGCCGCUGGUAAAGGAACGAAAUUAAAAGGAGAUGAAACUGCAGCCAGUGAAUUUUGUGGGAACUUUCAGGAAUUUGUUGAGAGAGAGAAUCUACAACCAGAGCAAAUUUAUGGUGCUGAUCAAACUGGGUUGUUCUGGAAAUGUCUACCAUCAAGGACAUUAGCUCUUGAAACUGAGCAAAGUACUUCUGGGUAUAAGUCAAGCAGAGAGAGAAUCAUUAUUAUGUGCUGUGCAAAUGCCACAGGUUUACACAAACUUAAUCUUUGUGUUGUGGGGAAGGCAAAAAAACCUCGUGCAUUCAAAGAAACUGACCUUUCAAACCUUCCUGUCACUUACUUCAGUCAAAAAAGUGCAUGGAUAGAACAAUCUGUUUUCAGACAGUGGUUUGAAAAAUACUUUGUGCCACAGGUACAGAAGCAUUUGAAAUCCAAGGGGCUUCUAGAAAAAGCAGUGCUGCUUUUAGAUUUCCCACCAGCACAUCCAAAUGAAGAAAUGCUGAGUUCAGAUGAUGGCAGAAUAAUUGUGAAAUAUUUGCCACCAAAUGUCACAAGUUUAAUUCAACCUAUGAGCCAGGGAGUUCUAGCCACUGUAAAAAGAUACUACCGAGCGGGACUUCUCCAGAAAUACAUGGAUGAAGGAAUAGACCCAAAAAUGUUUUGGAAGAACUUGACAGUGUUGGAUGCAAUUUAUGAAGUAUCAAGAGCUUGGAACAUGGUAAAAUCUAGUACCAUAACCAAAGCUUGGAAAAAACUUUUCCCUGGCAUUGAAGAGAAUUCAGGCAUGAACAUCGAUGAAGGAGCCAUUUUAGCAGCUAAUUUAGCAACAGUUUUACAGAAUACAGAAGAAUGUGAACACGUUGACAUUGAGAAUAUUGAUCAGUGGUUUGACUCUCAGAGUAAUGACUCAAGCUGUCAGGUGCUAACUGACAGUGAAAGUGCUGGGGACCAGGCCAAGGCUGCUGAGCAAAAGCCUUCCAGUAAGACUAGAAAAACAGACCUGAAUCCAGAGAAGCAUAUUAGCCAUAAAGCUGCACUUGAAUGGACUGAAAAUUUACUGGAUUAUCUAGAACAACAAGAUGACAUGCUUUUGUCAGAUAAAUUGGUAUUAAGGAGGCUUCGGACCAUCAUAAGAAGAAAACAGAAAAUCCAAAAUUACAAAAGUCAUUGAUAGGGCUCCUUAAGUGUUUCAGUGUGUUUGCAUCUUUGUGACUGUAUCUGCGGUGAAACGUACUUGAAGUCCUAUGGAUUCCAAGGCCAAAUACAUUUUAUAAAUGAUUUUAGGAUUAGAUGCCAUUUUGGAUUGCUUAAAUUACAGCUCUUUAAUGUUGACUCUGGUCAUUGAGCAUUGACAUGUAAUUGGUCUGUCUACUGUUUCUAAUCUGUAUUAUACUAAUUAGAUCAUAAGGUACCUGAAGUCAGGGAUCUUGUGUCUGUUUUGUGCCUGAAUUUUAAUAUGUCUAAUAAAGGGCCAUGCACAUUAUAGGCACUCAAUAAAUCUUACUUAAAUGGAAUUUUUAUGACUUUCUCUUAACUUCAGUUUCCAAAUUGAAAUAUGCUGGGGGUAAGUUUCUAUUUCCACAACUUUUCCACUGCUGGAAAUCUUAAAAGAGCUCAGCAAAGAUUGUUUUUGAAGUAUUUCACUGUGACUGCAGAGAACUGAAGAGAAAUAGUCUUAAGGCUUAAAUAGGGCAUUUCUGCACUAACAGUAUUUGGGCGAUCAGCAAUUCAGAUUGGUCUUCUCUGAGUAUAGCAAGGGAAGAGAAAUAAGGUUAAAAUGUCCCCAGAGAAAGUCUUUGCACUUCACUUUUAUUCAUCUGACAAUUGGAUGAGUUCCUUCAUAGUGUGGAAAGAAUGCCAUUCCUUUCCCAGGAAAAUAUAUUUCCGUUCCCAAACCCUUGCAAUUAGAAGAAGUGAGGAUUCAAUUUUAUUAUCUGUCAUUUUGAUUGUUUAUUGAUGUCAGCAGUUUUUCUCUGUAAUAAACUAUGUGACAUUUAUGUAACACUUUAAA
Molecule: messenger RNA, 3713 nt
Organism: Lemur catta (Ring-tailed lemur)
Lineage: Eukaryota; Metazoa; Chordata; Mammalia; Primates; Lemuridae
Gene: TIGD2
Product: tigger transposable element derived 2
Exons: 2
Coding region: 1296-2873 (525 amino acids)
Cellular component (GO): nucleus
Molecular function (GO): DNA binding
Source: RefSeq, a predicted model, not a curated record